Molecule: messenger RNA, 2469 nt
Organism: Carica papaya (papaya)
Lineage: Eukaryota; Viridiplantae; Streptophyta; Magnoliopsida; Brassicales; Caricaceae
Source: RefSeq, a predicted model, not a curated record
UACAGAGUGGAUUCUGUCCCACUCAGAAGUUUCUUUUAAGAUGGACUAUAAUUCUAGGGAAACAGAAAAUUGUAAAUGAGUUGGUAGGACUAGCUGCUAAAGAGAGUAUGAUGGUUAGUUCAAGUUCUAACUUCAAGGUUGAGUCUAAUGAACCUGCAGAUAUGGAGAAGACAUGUGCCAGGCAGUUAUACACGGGUGACAAACAUACUGGAGUUGGAAAUAAUAGAAAACCCUUUGAGAAUAGCAAUGCUGGUGAUAACAAAAUCAAUUUCGGCAGUGGUCUUCCCAAUUUCAUGAUGAGAAAACCUUUUUCAGAGGUUGUUGCUGGAUCAGCAAUCGUGGAUUCAGCAUUCCCACCUCUUCAGCAGCGGAAGCAACCCUCAACUUCUCUGGAAAAAGGUCUCAAGCAGAAUAGGACGAGAGAUCAGAUUAUGGAACAGGUUCAUGAAACUCUACAUCGAGGAUCCCAAAAUCCACAGGGCAUUUCAUCUGGUCUGGAAACAUUUAAUGAGACAAUUAACACUAAUAGCUCUGCAGACAAUGACCCUUUUUUACAGAUAGGUUGUAAUGUAGUUCCUGUUAACAUGAAUGGUGGUGAAAAAGUUAGAUCAAACCCUGUUUUGGAGCAUGUGUCAGCUUAUGUUGGUUUUGAGCAUGAGUGCCCUUAUGGCCACCGCUUCUUGCUAAACCCAGAGCAUCUUAAUCAACUUGGACCCUCGUACUUGAUGCUUGAAGAAUCUCAUAUUCCUACUUCUGCAGAAGAUUCUUUUUGUACUGUUGAUUCCUCAAAAGUGGAUAAGAAUGCUGGUCAUGGUAGAAUCCACCGAAAGUCAAACAAAAUGAUUUCUGCCAUGAAUAAGGUGAAAAAUAUAGAUAAGACAAAACACGUUGUGGUUCCAAAAGGUAAUUUAUGUGUAGAUGGGCCCAUACAGCUCCCAUGCCGUGGAGAGGAACAGAAUCAUACAUCUUUUAGUGUUGCAGCUCUUCCCCACAAUGUAAAAGAUCUUGAAACAAAACUUCAAUUUAUUAACCUUGAUGAUAAUGGUCAUGCUUUCUCCAUGUUAAAUAGAAAUUUACCAAUAUAUAUGAAUUGCCCACAUUGCAAGUGUGCCAAGAAGGAUCCUCGAAUGCUUAAAUUUGCCGGCACAAUCUCACAGCUUCAAAGAAUUUUUCUGGUCACACCUCCAUUUCCUGUAGUGUUGGGAACAUGCCCUGUUAUACAAUUUGAGAGGUCGUGCCUCCCUUUACCCACUCCAGAUUGGGAGGAGAAAUUGCAGUUCAGCCUUGGAUAUCGAGUGAUCUUACCUCCAGAGAGUUUCCUUACACUUAGACUACCGUUUGUGUAUGGUGUACAACAGGAGGACAGAAGUCUGCUUCCCCUUAGGCCCUUUGAACAAUGUCCAGAAAAAACUGCCUGGCUUCUUACAGGCACAACAUUGCAGGUCAUAUCCAAGGGAGGCAGUCCUGGUGAAGCAUAUCAGAUGUAAUCAAAAGGUUUGAGCCUUAAGUUGGCCACUUCAGUAAUAAACAUCUCUCAAGGGUUUUCAGCGGCAGAGUUAUGUGACUAUAUUCGUUUAGCCCAGCUGAUGUUUAAUGAGUUAUGCACAAUGGUUUUCAUGAAUUGAUUGGUUAACUGCAUUUAGCGAUUGGUGCUCUGCAACUGGAAGGCAACAAAUGAAUUUCAGUGUCUGGCCCCCACGAGGUGGCUGGUGGUCUUUGGGAAGCUUUCUUAUGCUGGUAUACUAUUUAAUUAUUUUUAUAUUCACAAUUUUGCGUCAUUAAACUAUCUUAUUACAGUGUCUUAUGCACAGACAGAUACACAUAUAUGCAUAUGUAAGUAGGUAAAUGUUGGCAUUUAUACACUAUAUGUUGCAGUUUUCACUGUAAGGCAUUGUCUAAAUAUGUUGUUUGACACCAGUUUUGAGGCUGGGUUCAAUGUGCUUAAAGUGUGCUGUCAAAGUUGUCCCGCACUAAUGUAAUGGAGAUGGCAGUGCAACUUAUGAAAUCUGAUGCACAGAGCUUAAUUAUUGCUUCUUUUGGGCUUUGGCAUCACAACCUAGUCAUUGAGCAAUUAUGUUCAUUCUGGAAAGCUACAUGCCUCCUGGAUUUGGUACAAAUUACAUGCGUUGGGGAUGAAACGCCCCUUGUGGGUUCAAACUUGGAGACCCUUGGAAAUUAGUAGAGUGUCACCUAAAGUUUCCAAAUGAACAGUAUGAUCAUGCAUAGAUCCAGCCAACGGAACUACCGUUCCAUGAGGAUUAAGAAUUCUGGUAAGAGUUCUUCUUAGACGGCUUGUUGAGAAGCAGAGAAUGUGGGAUGGAGUUGGCAAGUUUUCAUAUUGUAAUUUUGGGAUAUUUUAUUUUCCAAACAAGGAUUUUGAUAAUAAACUUGAUUGGUUAGGGCAUUUACUUGUUUUAAAAAAAUAUAAAUUAGUUGCGUUAGGGUAAGAACUUAUUUAUUAUCGACAAA